Messenger RNA from Manduca sexta (tobacco hornworm), 1381 nucleotides. RefSeq lists its product as uncharacterized. The transcript has 3 exons. Bases 228 to 731 code for a protein of 167 amino acids. NCBI's taxonomy places the organism in Eukaryota, Metazoa, Arthropoda, Insecta, Lepidoptera, Sphingidae. The record is from RefSeq and is a predicted model, not a curated record.
CACAUUUUGACAUACGACUUAUAACAAACACAAUAUCCGAUGACCGAUCCGUUUUCCAGGUUUUUAUUUACCGUAGGAUCUUGUGUGGUAAUUAAUUUAAUGGGUAUAACUAAGAAGAUUUGGUACAACUAAAAAGCGCACCUAUUAGGUUCCAUAUAUUAUAGAAAAGAUCUAAAUUAAGAGCUAUCAUACUCGUAUUUCAUUCUAUUUGAUAUCCACAUUAUAAAAUGAUCAACCCAGAAGAUUUGGAGAAAUGUCACUUCGUUCCUAUGAGUAUUAUGCGCAAAGUGAUUGACUUGAUGGAAUGUCAGGACGCGCUGCAAACACCGAGCAACAUUUGCAAGCGCAACCUGGCGUUGGUUCAGAGUCACAGGAGUACGCGCAAGCUGCAUGACCUGUCAGGCACUUUGACAGACAUUCACAGCUGGAAGAGCGUCCACCAGCUGGCCGUCUGCAAGGCGAUAUACUCGCACGACUGGGACAAGCUGCUGUACUUGUUGAAGAAGUGCCCACCGUGGGAGCAUAACUAUUGGAGGACUUGUCAUGCUUCUAUUUACUUCCGGGCAUUAACAAUACUUCUAAUGUACCACCCAACAUCCCAAGCUAAGGGCCUGUUCAGUGACUUCCUGCACAUGGUGUGGUCAUGUCGCACUGAUGAGGACAAGAAGGCCAUACUGAAGAUCAUCCUCACACUACCAGACAAAUUAUACAAGAAAGUUGAAAGGCCUUGAGACAUUAUCUUGCAUGAUAAAAUGUGGUAUUUGGUUUGUUAAUCAUGAUGAUGAUAUUGUGGACAGAAAAAAAGUGACAUUAAUGUGGGCAGAAGAAGAGGAAAAGAGAGUUGUAACCUUGUCAUAAAUAAAUAGGGAUUCAAUCAAUCAAUCAGCCUCUACUGCUAGAUGAAAGGGUCCCCUAAGUGGGUGCCAACAAUCGCAGUCUAGAGUAGCAAACUUGACAGUAAAACUGAAGGAUUAAAUAGAACUAAAUUAAAGCCUGUUUGAUAGGUUGCAAUUUUGUUACAGUCCAUUGUUGGGACUUCAGUUACAUACUGUAACUAUAUUUCCUGAUAAAUUUUAAAGUUGUCUGUUUCACAAAGUUUAAUGAAUAUUGUCUGCCAGUAAAUGUAUUCGAAAACUAAUAAUUUCGUAUUUGAUUCAGUUAACAUUUAUUAUUAUUGACUGUUUUGACUUUUAUAUUAAAAUGGUAUUUUGAGCACUGUUUAAUUAAAUGUCAUCAAACAUUUACUUAAGAACUGUAAGAUAAUUUGAGAGAGUUACAUACUUUCUAGUAUUGAUAAGUUUUAUUUAUGUUACUGAGUUAUUUAUAAAUGAAAUUGUGUUAUAGUAAUAUUUAUUAAAUUAAAGACAUAAGUGUUUGUGUA